Lactuca virosa is the source of this 1256-nucleotide messenger RNA. The record is from the annotation of a GenBank genome assembly. NCBI's taxonomy places the organism in Eukaryota, Viridiplantae, Streptophyta, Magnoliopsida, Asterales, Asteraceae.
GCAAAACCAACAAAAGUGACUUCCCAUCCACAACCCUAAACCAACCUACUUUAUUUUCAUCUUAACACUUCUCUUUUUUCCUCUUAUAAAAUCCUCAUCUACAUCUUCUUCAGUUUGCGUAAAUAUUGUUCAUGGUGAUUAUUAAAAACCAGUAAAACUACCACUUCAAUCCUUAUUAGAGCUCAAUUACAGUUUUUAUCUUUUAUCGAAGAUUUUAGUUAUUAAUUUAUGGAGGAAACUGGGGGUGGUGGCUGUAGCGAUGAUGCAAGGACGUGUCCUAGAGGACACUGGAGACCAGCCGAAGAUGAAAAACUCCGGCAGCUUGUUGAACGGUAUGGUCCACAGAACUGGAACUCGAUUGCUGAGAAGCUUCAAGGACGAUCAGGAAAGAGUUGCAGACUAAGGUGGUUCAAUCAACUUGACCCCAGAAUUAACAGAAGGCCAUUUACAGAAGAAGAAGAAGAAAGGCUUUUGGCAGCUCAUCGUGUACAUGGAAACCGAUGGGCUCUCAUAUCAAGGUUAUUUCCUGGGAGAACUGAUAAUGCUGUCAAGAAUCAUUGGCAUGUUAUCAUGGCAAGAAAGCAAAGGGAAAAAUCGAAAAUUUGCGAAAAGGAAGGGUGCCACGAUGAUUUACAUAGUCGUAAUCUAAAUACUACUGAGAAAGGAGUACAUCAAAGAGACGCAAACUCGACAAAGUAUUCUGCUUCGAUCUCUUUCUCUACUAGCUAUAGUCAGUUUAAGCAAUUCCAGAAUUUAAACAAAGAGAGGAAUUCUUCAUGGAGUUUUACGAGUCCUACGUCCACCAUGAUAGCCACCCAUAAUAGAUCUUUGUCUUCAAUAGAUUUAAGUUUAACUGCACGACGAGAGGAUACAGAUUUUUGCAGUUCUAGAUUACAUCAUCAUAGCUUAUCAGACCAGCAUACUGCUUUCCAAAACUAUUUAUCAUGUUCUAAUGGAGGCCAUAGGGACACUCGUGCAUACGGGCAGCAAUGUCACCAUAGGGUUAUAUUUUCGAGUCCCUUUCAAAGCACUACUCAUGAUGCUGUGCUUAAGAGGGAGUUAUUGGUAAGUUCCAAGAACAACAUGCAGACACAGGUUAAGGCGAUAACGACUUUGGAGAAACAUAAAGAAGAAGACGAAACAACCGAAUACAAGGAUGAUCAUGUACCCUUCAUAGAUUUUCUUGGCGUGGGUAUUUCGUCUUGAUUAUCAACAUUUUUAUAAUUAAUAUAUAGGGUUUCUUGUAUAUGUGCACC